CUUCCAGAAAGGAUCCUCCUUUUUGUGCUUUUGUCAGACACACCUCCUCAGGUGGAUGUUCCAGAUUCCUUCAUGUAGUGAAGAGACACUGCCUGUCCUUCAAACGGCAAGCUGCUCUGAGGACGGAGUCACGGCUCCGUUAUCACUUCGAUCAAGGAAAUGGCGUGUAGAAAACCCUUGAAAAAUUGGAUUACUCUGAGGACUCUUCCUCUUCUUUUAAUGGCCAUAUUCCUUUCUUUCGUUUUUUGGAAAACGGAUUCUCCAACGCAGACAUCUUCUGGUCUCAAAACUUCCCAGCAGUUCCUGGUUGACCUGCCUGCCUGCUUGGCCGUCUUGACUGGAAAUGUGGGCAGCCAAGACCCUGAACUGGACUCACUUUUAACAGCCAGGCAAAGAAAAUCUCUUUUAUCUGAAGAGUUUUACUUGAAUGCAACAAAGGACUGUCCGGCUUUCAUUAGAAAGAGAGGUUUCAUCACACAACCUCUGAGCGAGGAGGAGAAAAAUUUUCCCAUUGCAUAUUCAAUGGUGAUCCAUGAGAAGAUUGAGAUGUUUGAGCGACUCUUAAGAGCCAUCUACGCUCCUCAGAACGUUUAUUGUGUACACGUGGAUCUAAAAUCUUCUCCGACGUAUCUGACAGCAGUCAAGAAAAUUGUCUCCUGCUUUCCAAAUGUGUUCAUAGCCAGCAAGUUAGAAAGAGUUGUGUAUGCCUCGUGGUCCAGAGUGCAGGCAGAUUUGAACUGCAUGAAAGAUCUACUGAAUUCCGAUGUUCCCUGGAAGUACCUGCUCAACACCUGCGGCACGGACUUCCCAAUCAAAACCAACAGAGAGAUGGUGUCUGCUCUGAAGCUCCUCAACGGCAAAAACAGCAUGGAAUCCGAGGUCACCAACAGCUAUAAGAAAGGCCGCUGGGAGUAUCACCACAACGUCACAAGCACAUCUGUUAUCAGGACAGACGUGAAGAAGAGCCCCCCACCCAUCAGCAGCCCCAUGUAUUCGGGUAAUGCCUACUUUAUAGUCUCGAGAGCUUUUGUGAAGCAUGUGAUGACGGAUGAGGAGGCUCAGCGGUUGCUCGAGUGGGAAAAGGACACCUACAGUCCCGAUGAACACCUGUGGGCGACUCUACAGAGGAUGCCCUCAGUUCCUGGAUCUCUGCCCGCCAACAGCAAGUACGAUACAUCGGACAUGCUGGCAUUUGCCCGAGUGGUGAAGUGGUCCUACUUGACGGGAGACGUGAGAAAAGGAGCCCCUUAUCCUCCGUGCACUGGGACCUACAGGCGAGCCGUCUGUGUUUAUGGAGUCGGUGACCUCCGGUGGCUUCUUCAGAGACAUCACCUUUUUGCCAACAAGUUUGAUCCGGAGGUGGAUGAUGUGGCCAUCCGAUGUAUGGAGACCAUUCUGCGUUCGAAAACUUUGGGUCAAGACCCCCUGUCUAUGCUGGUAGAUUCAAACUAUAUGUGAAUAUUAAAAUCUGUAAAAAAAUUAAACUGUCCUCAUUCAAUUCUACAUUUUCAUUUAAUGCUAGAUUAUUUAUCCAUUUGUCUUUAUUUUGAAUGUGAUUUUAGAAGAAACUGUAGUCACUUCACCUUGAUGGAAUGAAAACAGUUGUAUUGAAAUGCAUAAAAUAUGUUACUCUUCUAGUAAUGCUAAAAAUGCAGAGAUGUUUAUGAAUAUUUAAAGAACAUAUUUGAGAUACAGAAAUUUUCAAAUGAAAGCAGUUUGAUCUUUAACACGACAGGGAUUGCAUGUAAUUAUACGCAUGAAUUU
This is a messenger RNA of Oryzias melastigma (Indian medaka), 1764 nucleotides long. RefSeq names its product glucosaminyl (N-acetyl) transferase 3, mucin type (gene gcnt3). Gene Ontology annotation, cellular component: membrane. Lineage: Eukaryota; Metazoa; Chordata; Actinopteri; Beloniformes; Adrianichthyidae. The transcript has a single exon. Bases 160 to 1458 code for a protein of 432 amino acids. Gene Ontology annotation, molecular function: acetylglucosaminyltransferase activity. The record is from RefSeq and is a predicted model, not a curated record.